Messenger RNA from Balaenoptera acutorostrata (minke whale), 1158 nucleotides. RefSeq names its product growth hormone-inducible transmembrane protein-like. The record is from RefSeq and is a predicted model, not a curated record. NCBI's taxonomy places the organism in Eukaryota, Metazoa, Chordata, Mammalia, Artiodactyla, Balaenopteridae. Gene Ontology annotation, cellular component: mitochondrial inner membrane.
AUGGCGGCCAGGCCCGAAUCUGCCCGGGGUCAGGGUCUCGAUGAAGCUCCAUGUGGCUACAGACCCAAGUUUUCAAACUCAACAUUGGUACAAGUUCAUGAACUGUUUGGAGUCCAGGAAGAUCUCUGGACACUACCUUCCCGGGUUUUCCACCCAGCUUUCACCAAGGCCUCCCCUGUUGUGAAGAAUUCCAUCACAAAAAUUCGAUGGCUCUUAACACCCAGCAGUGGAUAUGCCACCAAAACAAGAAUUGGAAUUUGGCGUGGGAAAACUAGCCAAGAACUCAAGGAGGCAGCUUUGGAACCAUCAUUGGAAAAAAUAUUUAAAAUUGAUCAGAUGGGAAGAUGGUUUAUUGCUGGAGGGGCUACUGUUGGCCUUGGAGAUUUGUGCUACUAUGGCUUGGGAAUGUCUAAUGAGAUUGCAGCUAUUGAAAAAGCUGUAAUUCGGCCUCAGUAUGUGAAGGAUAGAAUUCAUUCCACCUAUGUGUACUUAGCAGGAAGUAUUGGCCUAACAGCUUUGUCUGCCCUGGCAGGGAGCAGAACUCCUGCCCUCGAAUUCAUGAUGAGAGGCUCUUGGGUGACAAUUGGUGCAACCUUUGCAGUCAUGAUUGGAGCUGGAAUGCUGGUCCAGUCGAUAUCAUAUGACCAGAGCCCAGGCCCAAAGCAUCUUGCUUGGUUACUACAUUCUGGUGUGAUGGGUGCAGCGGUGCCUCCUCUGACGAUAUUAGGGGGGCCUCUUCUCGUCAGAGCUGCAUGGUACAUGGCUGGUAUUGUGGGAGGCCUCUCCACUGUGGCCAUGUGUGCGCCCAGUGAGAAGUUUUUGAACAUGGGAGCACCCCUGGGCGUGGGCCUGGGUGUCGUCUUUGUGUCCUCGCUAGGAUCUGUGUUUCUUCCACCUACCACUGUGGCUGGCGCUGCUCUGUACCCAGUGGCAAUUUAUGGUGGAUUAGUUCUUUUCAGCACGUUUCUUCUGUAUGAUGCACAGAAGGUAAUCAAGCGUGCAGAAGUAGUACCAGUGUAUGCAGUUCAAAAAUGUGAUCCCGUCAAUUCGAUGCUGGGAAUCUACAUGGAUAUAUUAAACAUAUUUAUGCGAGUUGCCAGUAUUCUAGCAACUGGAGGCAACAGAAAGAAAUGAAGUGACUCAGCUUCUGACUUCCUU